Molecule: messenger RNA, 3673 nt
Organism: Cryptococcus amylolentus CBS 6039
Lineage: Eukaryota; Fungi; Basidiomycota; Tremellomycetes; Tremellales; Cryptococcaceae
Exons: 12
Coding region: 27-3431 (1134 amino acids)
Biological process (GO): protein polyubiquitination
Cellular component (GO): ubiquitin ligase complex; nucleus; cytoplasm
Molecular function (GO): ubiquitin-ubiquitin ligase activity
Source: RefSeq, a predicted model, not a curated record
CUACAAGCUACAUACACCCCUGCACCAUGUCCGGAAACAAUGGCAUGACUGAUGCCCAGAAGAUGCGUCUCAAACGACUCGCAAGACUGGGCACUUCUGCCAACACCCCUCAGCCACAGCAACAGGAAGAGUCUCAGGCAGAGUCCUCCACUCCGCCGCCCGCCCAUGCUCCUGCAUCCGCUUCUUCUAGGCUCCUUGCGAAUCUUCCCCCAGCAUCCUCCUCCACUUCCCCCUCUUUGACCCCUAAACCGACAGCGCCAUCUCCAAAGCCGCCCGCGAAGCCUCACCUGGCUCAGCCAAAGCCCAAUUCCCCAUCGUCAACGCUCUCUCUCAAGAGGCCCUCAACUGCUUCCACACCAAAAUCCGAGCCGGUGGGACCGAGAGUCGUCUCGACAAAGCCGCUUCAGCCUCUCAUCAAGGCUGACUACAAGACGUGGGAGACGGUCCAGAUCGGGCGAGUGUUCGCUGUAACCUUGAGCAGAUCAAAGGCCCAGGAUAGUGAUUGGUCGAUUUGCUGGUUGAAGGAUCUCGAGGAGGAGCUGAAGGAAGAGAACCAUCCCCAACCACUUGCAACCACACCCGACCUGAUUGAUCGGCUGCUCAUUGCCCGUCUCUCUAUCGACCCGGCUGUCAUGGCAAAAUCGGACGACUCGGACAAGCUCACCAUUCUGGCCGGUCUUCCGCAAAGCGAGACUGUAUUCGAGUAUCUUGCGGGGUGCUGGAAGCGGAUCUACAGUGCAAACAGGGACGCUCAAAAGUAUUCCUUUACUGAGGAGGAGAAAGGACAGUGGAAGCAGGUCAUGGAGAAGAUCAAGGCGCUGGUCGUUUCAUACUGCGGCAUGACCCUGGAGGAUCCAACCAUGUUCCCGCAACCCGAGGGCAAGCCCACUGGACCUGCCGAAUUUCUCCCUCUUCUACUGUCCAUUCACCAGCCCAUCGCUGGUGACCACCUCACUUCUGCUCCCGCCCCUCCUCCCACCGUCUCCGGCCCUCUACAACCCGCCGACCUUCUCCCCUUCCUCCAAGAUCUCGCCGCAGGCUUCACCCCUGACACUCUCUCGGACGUCAUCUCCCCCACUCUUUCUCUCUUUUUCCAACAAUGGUUCAGCAUCUCGCCCACACCAGAUAUCCUCGGGUCAGAGUGGCGCAGGUAUUUGGGUGCGAUGAAUGCGUUGGUCCAGGUGAAGGCCGUAGCGGGGCUGCUGCCAUCACUUCCGAUAUGGGUGGCACCAAAUGUGGUAGCGCCAAAGCUGGAAUGGCAGUCCCUCUUGGGACCGUUGACCAGGCUUAGUGUCUUUCCUAGAGAAUUCCCCGAGAUCUGGAAAACCUACUUCUCCAACCCAACAGAGAGAAAGAAGGAGGACAUUGACGCCAACAAGAGCAACCUCCGUUACACGCUCAGCAGCCUUCACACAUCCAUCUUUAACGUUUACAAUUCCAUCGUCCGCGCCUCCCCUGAAGCCCGUGAAUCUGUCCUCGACUUUUUAGCUCUCACCCUCCGCCUCAACUCGCGUCGUGCGGGUAUGCGCGUCGAUCCCCGUCUUGUCUCUACCGACGGGUACAUGACAAACUUGCAGGUGGUCUUGCUGAAACUGUUUGAGCCUGUAAUGGACGCGAGGUUUUCAAAGAUUGACAAGGUUGAUGCGGCGUACUUCAAGUUUUCAAAGAGGAUUGACAUUUCGGAGGAGACAAAAGUUAGAGCGACGAAGGAAGAAGCGGAUGGGUACUUUGGGGAAGCUAUGGAAGGUACACACGCGAGUCUGGAUGCUGUACCGUGCUUACACGAUAGAAUAGUUGACGCUAAACCCAACUUCAUCUCCGACUUGUUCUUCCUUCUCAACGCCUUCCUCCACCUCGGACUCGUCAAGACCAUCUCUACGCGCGGCCGCGCCGAAAAGAACUUGUCGGAGAUUGAAAAGGAGCUCAAGCGUACCGAAGCGUCCCGUGGUGACUGGGAGGGCAAUCCCGCUUUGACAGCACAGGGCGAAGCGGCGAUUAAGAAGCUCAAGGGCGACUUGGCGGUUCUGCAUGCGUCGAUCCAUGCUUACGACACUCAGCUCCUGGACAACAACUUGAUCAGGCCUACGGUGUCAUUCCUCGGAUUCUUGAUGACUUGGCUUGUCCGCCUGGUCGACCCUGACCAUGCUUUCCCUGCCAAACCAGUGUCGCUGCCUUUGCCGAAAGAGGCGCCCAUAGCGUUUAGGAUGCUCCCCGAGUAUCUCUUUGAGAAUGUCGCCGACUAUUUCGAAUUCUUGGCUAGAUAUGAGCCAGAGGCGUUGGAUGAUGUGGACAAGGAUAUUUUCAUCACAUUCUCUAUUGUGUUCCUCACCCCCGACUAUGUCAACAACCCCUUCAUGAAGGCCAAGUUGGUCACGAUCUUGUCAUAUGGUCUCUACCCUGUCGGCUACUGGCGCCAAGGCCCUCUUUUCGACAGGCUUAGUGUCUUGGGUGUCUCGACCGAGCACUUGAUGCCUACGCUUAUCAGAUUCUACAUUGAUGUCGAGGCCACAGGUGGCCACACACAGUUCUGGGACAAAUUCAACUACCGACGUGACAUGGGGCACAUCUUCAAAGCUCUUUGGGGUAACCCUCUCCACCGAGAAGCGUUCAUCAAGUCUAGACAUGACGACUUUGACCAAUUCAUUCGUUUCGUCAACAUGCUCAUGAACGACACCACUUUCCACCUCGAUGAAUCCCUGACUGGUCUCACCAAGAUCGGCACUAUCGAAGCCCAGCGCGCCAACACUGCCACCUGGGCUGCGAUGGACCAGGCCGAACGGCAGGAUCUGGAGGGCGAGCUCAAUCAGGCGGAGGGCUCUGUGCCUUGGCAUACGCAGAUGGGACUGGAUAAUGUCAAGCUGAUCAGGGACUUUACGGCGACGACGAUGGAGCCGUUUGUAGCGGCGGAAAUCGUGGAUCGUUUGGCGGCUUCGCUGGAUGAGAACCUGAUGACUCUUGUUGGUCCCAAGAUGACCGAUCUCAAGGUCACCAACCCCGACAAAUACAAGUUCAAGCCCAAAGACCUCCUCGCAGCCAUCGCCCAGAUUUACCUCAACCUCGCGUCCGCACCCGAGUUUAUUCGCGCUGUUGCCAACGACGGACGAGCGUAUUCGAAAGAACUUUUCGAAAAGUUUGCGAGGACGCUGAAGAACAGGGCGAUCAUGACGGAGAGUGAGGUGGCGGAAGUAGUCAGCUUCACGCAAAAGGUAGAAGAUAUGAAAGCGACGAUUGAUAUGGAGGACGAAAGGGAGAUCCCGGACGAGUUCUUGGACCCGCUGCUUUCGACUUGUAAGUGGAUUUGUGGAUGUUGGGCCGGUUUGGCAAUGCUUAUUAGGGCUUGCAGUAAUGAAGGACCCCGUCAUCUUGCCCGUGUCCCGAAUCAGCAUCGACAGAGGUACUAUUCGUACCGUCCUACUCUCCAAGGAAGCUGAUCCUUUCAACAAUGUCCCGCUCAAGUUUGAGGAAUGUCUCCCUGACGUUGAAUUGAAGGCCAGGAUCGAUGCUUGGGUGGCGGAGGGCAGCACGAAGCAAGCAGAUUCUGUGAUGGAUGUGGACCAGCUAUGAGAUAUGCCGCGAUGUCUAAUAACUGAAAAGAGCAGUGUAGGUUAAGAGUACAGACCAGAAGUAAAUGUAAUGCGAUCGACAAUGAGCAUCAUGCAUACCGAGUCUCAGC